ACUUCCACCUGCCCUCCCUCCCACUCACCUCCCCUGCUCUCCUCUCCCUCCUUCAGUUCUCCACCACUGAGCCAUUGCAGAGCAGCAGAGGGGAAGUAAAACCCCACCUCCACCACGCACGCAACCUCCGAUUAGGCCGCCACCACCACCUCCUCCUCUCCUCCGGAUUUGUUGCUGCUCGUGCUCGCCUGUGCUCCCACUCUCCAACUCCAAAGCCCACAGAAAAACCCCGUACCAAAGCCGAAGCGCCUUUUCUCGGUUGCAUCGCUCGCUCCGCAACCUCGCAUUUCCGAUCGGAGAACAAGAAUGGGGAGAAGUGGCUUGACUGGUCAGCUGCAGGAGAGUCAGAGUGAUGACAUGAGUGCUGCUGCUGGUUAUGAGGAAGGCAGUGAGGAGGAAGAACCAUUUGAGGUUGAAUUCUAUGAUGACGAUGAUGAUGAGCUAGAUGUGGAGCAAUGCAAUGGCACUGCUCUGCCUGAAAACAAGGAUGCAAGCGAUAAGGAACCUUUUGAAGUAGACCUUUGCAGCGAUAAAGGCAGUGACAAGGCUGACUCAUCUCAUUCAGAGCAUUACGUCAAUCUGGUGCCUGAUGGCCACAAUACUUGCAGGAACCAGCUGUAUGUGGCGGAGCCAUGUCAAGGUCUAAUGAUUGACAAAGGGGAAUUUGUUGAGAAGAAGUCCAACUAUGUGCAACCUUCGGAACAAGAACAAAAUAAGAAAGAGCUGAAACAAGUGUUGAGGCACAAUAACUCUGCGCAGAAGGAGGUAUCUGUGGCCAAAGAAAAGGAAACAAUGCCAUUCAAAAAACGGUUAUCUGUCAAGUUUGCUGCUGAUGUAUCUUGUUAUACAUACAGUACAGAAAGUUUUGCUGCUGCUACCGUAGAGAAAAGGAAAGUUCAAUCUGAUGACCAGGACAAGCACCUGUGUAAGAGACAAGAGCUCUCAUUUUCUUCAGCUCAUGAUGAGGGCAAACUGAAAGAAGGGAAUGGCACUAAUUUGUUUGUGGGUAACCUACCACCUUCCUUGGCUUCUCACAAGCUCAUUGAACUAUUUCUGCCAUUUGGAAGAAUUGUUAAAUCAAGAGUUGUGGAUGAUUGCUUCACUGGUUCGAGCAAGGGAUAUGGCUUUGUGCAGUAUUCUGAUCCUCGUUAUGCUGCUGAAGCUAUUAAACACAUGAAUGGACGCAUGGUUGAGGGAAGAAUGCUAGAGGUCAGACUGGCUGGUGCUCCGUCAUCAGGUUCCACAAAAGAAAUGGAUAUGAGUAAGUUGUAUGUCUGCAACCUUCCCUUGCUCCUGCAUGAAGACAAGUUGCAUGAUCUUUUUGUACCUUAUGGGCAAGUAACCAGUGUGAAGGUAAUGAGGGAUCAUGCCACGGGGUUAAGUAAAGGAUAUGGCUUUGUGAGGUACUCUGAUCCUCAACAUGCAGCUCAUGCCAUUUUCCAGCUGAAUGGACAUCUGAUUGAGGGGAAGAAGAUGGAGGUUCGAGUGGCUGCUGUUUCCUCAUCAGGAUCCAAUACAUCUGUCCAAGCUAUAUCAGAGACUGAUCAUCAACUCACGAAAGAGGUGGACAUGAGUAAUGUGUAUGUCCAAAACCUUCCCUUGCUCAUGAAUACAGACAAAUUGCUCAAUCUUUUCCUACCUUAUGGGAAAGUAACUAGUGCAAAGGUUGCCAUGGAUUACACGUCAGGUAUAAGUAAAGGAUAUGGCUUUGUGAAGUUCUCUGACCCACACGAUGCAGCCCAUGCUGUUAUUGAGUUGAAUGGAUGCCUGGUUGAGGGGAGGAAGAUCUUGGUUCGAGUAAGACCACCAAGCUCGCCUGUGGAAUCACAUGCCAACAAUAGGACCCUCAAAGAAAUCGACAUGUCUAAUCUAUAUGUGUGUAACAUCCCCUCAUCCAUGAACAAAGCCAAGUUGGUGGAGCUUUUCCUGCCAUUUGGUAGGAUCACCCAUGCAAUGGUGGUGGAACAAUCCAAUAAUUCAAGUAAGGGAUAUGGAUUUGUCAAAUUUGCUGAUUCUCAUUGUGCUGCUGAGGCUGUUGCAAUGAUGAAUGGAGCACUGAUUGAAGGUGAAACGAUCUCAGUCAGAGUUGCUGGCCUUUCUCCAUCAGUAUCCAGCUCAGUUUCACAGCAUUCACCACACUCAGAAAUAAAUGCCUCUCCUGAAAUCAACAACUGUAGACUGUACGUCACCAACCUUCCACAGACCAUGUCAGCUGACAAGCUUGUUAGUCUUUUCAUGCCCUUUGGUCAGAUUGACAGGGUGGUGAUGUACGCGGAGUACAGUUUUGUGCUAUAUGCAGAUAUAAACUCAGCAGCGAAGGCUCUCAAGCACAUGGAUGGGUACUUGAUUGAAGGAAAGAGGCUAGUAGUCAAGGGAUCUGAGCCUCUUCCAGCCAAUGCAGCACAAUCUGCUUGUUCGCAGUCAGGUAGCAAGCUUGUAAAAGAAAUUGACAUGGCUAAUCUGUAUGUUGGCAGGGUUCCAUCAGCUGUGACCUGUGAACAGCUGGUGCAGAUUUUCUGCCUAUAUGGAGAAAUUGUUCAAGCUAAGAAGUUUGAUGCCGGGUAUGGCAUGAUCAGGUAUGCUAAUGCUUCAUCUGCUGCUGCUGCAAUUGAUCAUUUGGAUGGUUACCAGAUCGGAGGAAGCACUCUGGUUGUUAGAGUUGCAGGGCUUCCUGCAGAAUCUGAUGUAGCCACAUUUGCUCGAACCCCUCAGACACCUGGCAAUGAGCACAGACAAAUUGACAUGACUAACCUAUAUGUGGGCUACCUCCCGCCGUACGUUACUACUGAUAAGUUGAUUGAACUUUUCCUGCCAUGUGGCCAAAUCACUCAAGCGAAAGUAGUUGUGGAUAAGUUCACCGGUGUCAGCAAGGGAUUUGGAUUUGUCAGAUUUGCUGAUGCUUACUCUGCUGCUACUGCAAUCACUCACAUGAAUGGUUACCCAUUGGAUGGGCAUAUGUUGGCGGUUAGAACAGCAGGUGUCCAACCAAGUGACAUGGCCAGCUACAUGGCACAUUUCUACUCCUACUUCACUUCCACUGAUCCCUCAAGGAUGGCUGUUGGAAUCCCGACAUCAGACUGGUCAUACUAUUAUGGUCAAUCUGCAUAUAACCCAUACUAUUAUGCUGAAUCCGCAUACACCACACCGGCCGUGCACCAGGGUCAAGGUGCUGAAUCUGCUGCGACUGCUGCUGGUAAAACAUCUCAGCUGGAAGGCCUGUCUGGACCUGAACCGGUCGGUUCAGUUGCUGAAAGAGAUGGCUCUUCUGUGUCAAAUCCUGCUGCUUCUGAUGGUUCUCGGUUGGAUGUUUGGGCUGGUCCACCUGGCUUUGAGUCCCACGCUGUCACCAAGAAAGAUACUACUACAAUGAAUACUUCUCAAGCUUGGGCUGUCGCCAAGAAAGAGGUCAGUAUGAUGAAUACUUCCCAAGCAUGCUCAAAGGUGCGGAUGGUACAGUCAGGCCAGUCGGAAGGUUGGGCUGGUCCACCUGGCUUUGAACCCCAUGCCAUCGCCAAGAAAGAUGCCUGUACAAUCUGAAAAAUUGUACACAUGGUAAAAUAAAAUAGGCAGCUCCAAGUCCUUGCUUGCCAGGAAAGCUUGCUGCUGAGCAAGAGUCGUGCCUGAGGAAAUUGGAGUUGCUGGGAACGUUGGGGACCUGCAUCAGUUGAAGCUGCCUCUCAGGAGAUGGUUGAAGCGUGCAUCAGCUGAAGCCUGCUUUUCAGAAGCCUAUUUGCUAGUUGAGUUUCUGCGGCUGUUUGGUGUUUGAGGUUCCCAGAGGUGGUUCAUCAAACUAUCUGUUUUGGCGUUCCCUUUAGUCUUCUUAGCUGGUGAAUGGUUACGUUGGGUUCUCUUGGCUUAAACUCUUUUCCUGAGUGGUAUGCCACUCCAGUGCUGUAAUGAACAUACUUGGUCUUUUAAUGAUAAUUGAAAGAUGAGGGCAUCGCCAUAAAAACUCUAAAAAGACCUGUACUGU
Messenger RNA from Sorghum bicolor (sorghum), 3973 nucleotides. Its product is annotated as multiple RNA-binding domain-containing protein 1. The coding region runs from base 307 to 3537 and encodes 1076 amino acids. The transcript has 3 exons. Gene Ontology annotation, molecular function: mRNA binding. Gene Ontology annotation, cellular component: cytosol. The record is from RefSeq and is a predicted model, not a curated record. NCBI's taxonomy places the organism in Eukaryota, Viridiplantae, Streptophyta, Magnoliopsida, Poales, Poaceae.